Molecule: messenger RNA, 3250 nt
Organism: Paralichthys olivaceus (Japanese flounder)
Lineage: Eukaryota; Metazoa; Chordata; Actinopteri; Pleuronectiformes; Paralichthyidae
Product: zinc finger protein 420
Biological process (GO): regulation of transcription by RNA polymerase II
Molecular function (GO): DNA-binding transcription factor activity; RNA polymerase II cis-regulatory region sequence-specific DNA binding
Source: RefSeq, a predicted model, not a curated record
CGCGGUCAGAUCUCCUCUUGCGGCUCUUCAUUUGUUGUCUCUUUUCCUCAUUCAGCCCUCGUCGAUCAUCGGGUCCAGUGGAUGUACAUCUUCCUGCUCGGCUCUUUUCAUCGCUGGGUUAUCGCGCAGUCUCAUCGAUUCUCGUAGUUUUGUGUUUUAUCUACGUGUGAAAGUCGUUUUUGACACCGACGCGAAGCAGCUGAUGUCGAGGAGAAAGCGAAUGUCCCCAUUGUUCUGAAGCACGCGCUGUUUGUCAGAGGCUCCUCCCGCCAGGUGAGCGAGGUGGCCGGCUGGGUGCCCGGGUGUGUCGGGAGAAGAAUUUCCAUGGAGAAGUUGUUUGCCAACUUCUGUCGCAAAUCGGAGAAAGAAGGAAACAAAGAGCUGGAGGACGUGUCACACAUGUAGUCGCUCGUCAGCCAGCAGUCAUGUCCAUUGAAUACACCAUUGAUAUCCAGCUAACGGAGCUGGGAUUUCCUGGCAUCCUGCAGCCACCGGACACCUCAGUCCGAGAGGUGUCCGGUCACCCUGCCAGCCCUCUCUCCAACACACACAAACGAAGACUGCUGUCACUGGAUGGCGAGGAAGUGGGUCCAGAAAAACGAACCGCUCAUGGUAAAAGGCUAGCUCCUGCACAGAGUGUGCAAGAUGACCAGGCUGCACACGUAGAGCUGUCAGAGAGCACAGUGGAUGUUCCCACCGCUGGACAGACAGAUGAGCCACAGCUGAUCGAUAAAGAGAAAGAAGACGAACAGGAAGGUGUUCACAAUGCAGAAGCUGCGCAGGACGGUUCAAAAGAGGAGCAGCAGGGUGUGGUGGAUGACUCAGACGACAGUGAAGUUUCAGAUGUGUUUGAGGAAGAAGAGGUUGACAUAGAAGAUGAUUAUGAGGAGGAAGAAGACAGCAUAAACAAUGAGUCGAGUCCUUCAGACAGCUACAGCUGCAGUGUCUGCAAUCUCCAGCUUCCCUCCAAAUUAGAGCUGCAGGAUCAUAUGAACCUGCACACCGGAGCGCGCCCUUAUUGUUGUGCCGAAUGUGGAAAGCGCUUCUGCCAGAUUCACAACUACCGUGUUCAUCUGCGCACACAUGCUGAGACCAAAGUGGGCCGUCUCGCCUGCAGAGUUUGUCGCGUGAGCUUUGCAUCACAGAAGGAUCUGGAUGUCCACCUGACGCAUACUCACUUGGAGAAUGAGUUCUACGAGUGCGACCUGUGUAAACGUGUGUUUACAUCAUUGAAGUUGUGCGAGUCUCAUGUGCGGUUACACAAAUGUAUGGUGCCUGUUGUUUGUAAAGUGUGUGGCCGCAAUUUCUCCUCUUCAAAAUCCCUAGCGCGCCAUCUGAAGAAGUUGUGCCACCACACUUUAAAAUGCACAGACUGCACAAAGACCUUUACUAGGAAGAAUGCUCUCCUGAAACACAGCUUCUCCCACCUUGGUUUGCUGCCUUACACCUGCAUACGAUGCCGCUGCCACUUCCGCCUGGCAGUGCUGUACCACCAACACAAGUGUGAACCUGAACGUAUUCACUGUGUGGCAUGUCUGAGAGAGUUUGUUAGUCAGCAGGACUUCCAGCAGCACAAAAAGGACACAGGCUGCUGGGGCAACCAGGAGCCUAAAGGGGAUGAGAUCAGAUGCUUGGAGUGCGGACAGAUGUUCGAUAGUUCAGAAGAGCUUAAGCAGCAUGCCGGUGCUCACCAGAGGGUACUGAAAUGUGCUGAAUGUGGAAAGGGUUUCCGGUCGGCCCUGCUGUUAAUGUCCCACAUGGGCGGUCAUGCCGGUCAGUCACCCUGCCUUUGUCAGAGCUGCGGACUGGGUUUCCCCCACCAGUGGAACUAUGACAGCCACCUCAAGACCUGUGGAAAAACACCUCAGCCUGGGAGUGCUGCCAAAAAGCAUCAGGCUUCAAAGACCUCUUCAUCUGAGAAAAAGAAGCUCAGUGCAAAACCAGACUCAUCAAGUUCAGCAAACGUAGUCGCCAUGCCUGCCACUGUUUGCAACAAAGCUGCUGGACCUGUUAAAGAAUCUGUUAGUCCUGGACUUGUGGCAGAGGAUGUGUCCCCUGGCUCUGGUCCACCAGACAGAUUAUGGAAACUAACCCUUGACAAAAACCCGCCCCCUGGUGUUAAACUUGUUUUGUUUCUUCCUGUGUGUCCAACUGAAAGCAAUGGCGAUCCCCUCUCACCUGCAAUUUCUACACACCUAGGAGUGGAUGCUGCUCUGGGAGUGCAGCUGAACACCCCUCUGGAUUUGGCAUCUGGUAUUAAACAGGAUCCAGAAUGUGAAGCACCUUUGGAUUUGUCUAAAAAGUGUGACUCAUCCAAGUCUGCUCUGAGGGACAUUCCUCUUCACACUGUUAAAAAUGAGCCUCAAGAAUUUGAAAUCUCAGGAGAGACUAAUGGCAAAGGAAAAAAAGUUUGCAAAAGCAGUGACAGUGAAGCAACUGUUACAACAAAUCCAGGAGAGGCAGGAACUGAAGUGAAGCAGUGCAAAAUGGACCCGAAGGAUCUCUCCCCUCUUAAUACUUCAUCUGAACUAAUUGUGGAUAUUAAGAAAGAGCCUCAGUCUGAUGGCUUGGAUUGUGAUUUAGGGUCUGCAAAGUCCUGCUAGCUCAUAAACAGGAUGCCAGAGAAAGAAAUUCUGAUGGAGGUUGACGUUUCACACCUUGCAUGUUUGGAUAAAGAGAAAUUAAAUGCGCUGAAGGCAGAAAAAAAUAUUCUGUGGUCACAUUUUCUACCCUUCAUAGACUUGCCUGCUUAUUUUUGAAUGUGGAUAAAUGACAAAGCAGAAUUUCUUUUGUGUAUGAGUGGAUUUAUAUCUCGAUCAGAACCUCUAUCGGAUGAUUGUAUGACUUUUGCUGUAAGAAAAGACGGAUUGUUUUGUUCUUUGAUUCCUAACAAAACUUUCCGAUCUCCAUUUGACAAAAUUUUAUUUCUGAAUAAGACUUGUAACUCUGACCACCAGAGCAAAAUGGUACUGUAAUAAUUAUAAAGUCUAUGUAGUGUACAUUGGGUUUGUGGAUCUAUUAUUAAGUUAAAUGAAAACACGGGGUUUCUUGGUAUUCAGCUGAAAACUUGAAAUGGAUGCGUUUUUGCCUAUAUAUACUUUACCUUUAGUUCCAUGUUAAGUAUUGUAUUGAUGAAUACAUAAGCAAAUAACAGCACCUCUCAUUGAUAUUAUAAUAAUACUUAUCGAAAAGUCGGCAGGUAUGUUUAUGUUUUUCUAAAUGCAAAUAAACAUGUUCUUAUGCAAUAUUA